AUGCGAUGGACACGCAAAUUGCACGACUUCUAUGUUGAACAAUUCAACGAAUGCAAUAUUCAAGCUAAACAGGGAAAGGCGGAGCCCACCUGGCCCAUAGUACUGGACACAGUUGACAUCAUGGCUGAGCCUGUGGUGCUCGUCAAGCUCUACAACACCAUUGGGCCAGACAGCUAUACACUGCCCACAAGUGGGCACCUGCGACUCAAUCUCCACCUCUCUGGGCCCAAGAAUUUAGAACGACACUCGACAGCUCCGCUACAAUUAUUACCACAAAGACGGAAAGAAUGGGGGGAGGAGUUUGGAGAGACGAUGGCCAGGUCAUAG
Aspergillus tanneri is the source of this 327-nucleotide messenger RNA. RefSeq lists its product as uncharacterized. Lineage: Eukaryota; Fungi; Ascomycota; Eurotiomycetes; Eurotiales; Aspergillaceae. Bases 1 to 327 code for a protein of 108 amino acids. The transcript is spliced from 2 exons. The record is from RefSeq and is a predicted model, not a curated record.